AUGGAUCCGAAGCCGGGCGGCGGCGAAGAGGAUGACUGCGUGGACUCGGGCGCGGAGACCGGAGGGUCUGACUACAGCCACAAAUCCUCAACCAGCAGCGAAGUUUCCGUGGAAGAAACACAGGACCCUUUUCUGGUCAGCAUCCAUAUCAUCGCGGACCCUGGAGCAUCUCAGCCGCUGCAGCAGGCCAUCGACAAGGUCUUGGCUUGGAUCCACCCAGACUUGCAGCUGUUUCGGGUCUCCGAGAGAAGGGCCAACCGGAGGCGACGGAAGGGCCUCAAGGCAGCAGCGCAGCCCGCACUGGCCGUGGUUCUUUUUCUGCAGGAAGAAUACGGGGAGGAGCAGAUUCUGCAGCUGCAUUGCACUCUGCAGAGGCCACCCUGGCGCCACCACCACACAGAGCGUGUCCCUGGCAAGUUCCUGCCCUACCUGCCCUGCAGCCAAGAUUUCUUCACGCUGGCCCCGGGGACCCCAUUGUGGGCCAUACGGCCAGUUCACUAUGGCAAGGAAAUCGUGCGUUUCACCAUCUACUGUCGCCACGACAACUACCCCGACAUCCUCAAGUUCUACCAGCUCAUCCUCCGGCGCAGCCCCAGCCAGAGGAAGGCCGACUUCUGCAUCUUCCCCGUUUUCUCCAACCUGGACGUGGAUAUCCAGUUUUCCCUGAAAAGGUUACCCCGCGACCAGACUCCAGUCCCCACGGACUCGUCCGUGCUAGAAUUCCGGGUCAAGGAUAUUGGGGAACUUGUGCCUCUCUUGCCCAACCCCUGCAGCCCCAUCAGUGAGGGGCGCUGGCAGACAGAGGAUCAUGAUGGGAACAAGAUCUUGCUGCAGGCACAGAGGGUGCACAGGAAGGGCUCUCAGCCUGGCCAAAUUCAUCUUGCCUCGGAGAAAAAGCCUCAUUCCCUGCCUUUCCUGAGUACCACUGCACCCCGUCAUCCACCUGGCCACAGCCAACAGCCCCUGCUGGACACUUCUCAAAUGGGGCUCCGCCCAACAAACCUGCCUCUGGGUCAGCAGCCAGAACUUGUGGGACCAGCUACUUGCCCUCCCAGCCUUCCCUGUUCUUUCCAGAGAAGCAAGUCCUUGUUUUCUUUGCCCAUUGGAGGCGCCUCACCUGCCUCCUCAUCUGUGCCCCGAUGGUUUUCAAACACAGAUACUCCUGUGCAGAGAGCAGUGGAUGGGGUCAUCCUGUCCAUCGAUGAUUUGGAGGGAGCCCAGGAGACAGACGUGGACACAGGCCUGCAGCUGUCUGCCUCUGACCUCUCUGUGGUCUCUGCAUAUUCGGCACCCAGCAGAUUCUACAAUGUCAGGGAAACAGCUCCACUCACCAGCAGCUAUAGCAACCUCUUGUGCCAGCGCAGGGGUUCCAAAGAAGGUCUGCACCACUUUGGGGGUGGGGUGUCCCCAGAUACCUCCAAGGCAGACAUUUCUUGGCUCACCAAAGAGCCUGCCAGCUCCUUGGUGACCAUCGUGGCCACCUCCCCAACUUCUGGUGUCUCCUCACCCCCAUUGACAUCCCCAGAGCAGUCUUGUCAAAGUCCCCAAGUCAAGAGAACUGGCAGAAAUGACACGCCACCAGCAACACUGUCUAGACUUGGGGACAAUAAUAAUGAAGAAUUCUACAUCUGAACAUCCUGGACAAUUGUUUCUCAAACACACAAACUCAGACACACAAGCUCAGGGCCUACCGCCCCCACCACAAUGACCCCAGGUUCGAAUAUCCCCAUGUCUACAACCAUGUACUGUCCUGAAUCAGUGUGGAAUCUGACCACCCCCAAGAUUGCUACUGCAUCUGUUGUAUCCUCAGGCCUACUGAAAGGUGAACUCAUUUUAAAUGUUGGGUGGAGAAAAAGUAGCACUUGCUUUAUGGAAAUAAAUUGUCCAUAAACUUAGGCCAUAAGGUAGAGU
Molecule: messenger RNA, 1911 nt
Organism: Suncus etruscus (white-toothed pygmy shrew)
Lineage: Eukaryota; Metazoa; Chordata; Mammalia; Eulipotyphla; Soricidae
Gene: FAM124A
Product: family with sequence similarity 124 member A
Exons: 4
Coding region: 1-1632 (543 amino acids)
Source: RefSeq, a predicted model, not a curated record